AUGAACAUCAAGCUGAACGUGUUGCUGAUCGAAGGCUUCCUCAUCUUCAACCAUCCGUUCACGUUGGAUUUGUGCAACAUCAAGUUCCAUCUUCAUUUGCCGUACGAAAAGUGUUACGCAAGGCGGAUUGAACGGACGUACGAUCCGCCGGACGUGGUGGGCUACUUUGAGAUGUGCGUUUGGCCGCUGUACGAGAAGCAUUUCAAGGAGUUCAAGGACCAGCCGGACAUUUUCAUGCUCAACGGAGAGAUUGCCAAGGAGAACAUCUUCAACUACGUGCUGAACUGCGUCAAGAAUUUGCUGUGA
Culex quinquefasciatus (southern house mosquito) is the source of this 306-nucleotide messenger RNA. Its product is annotated as nicotinamide riboside kinase 1-like. The record is from RefSeq and is a predicted model, not a curated record. NCBI's taxonomy places the organism in Eukaryota, Metazoa, Arthropoda, Insecta, Diptera, Culicidae. The transcript has a single exon. The coding region runs from base 1 to 306 and encodes 101 amino acids.